Myotis daubentonii (Daubenton's bat) is the source of this 1104-nucleotide messenger RNA. RefSeq names its product aspartate dehydrogenase domain containing (gene ASPDH). Lineage: Eukaryota; Metazoa; Chordata; Mammalia; Chiroptera; Vespertilionidae. Gene Ontology annotation, molecular function: NADP binding; L-aspartate dehydrogenase [NAD(P)+] activity. Gene Ontology annotation, biological process: NAD+ biosynthetic process. The record is from RefSeq and is a predicted model, not a curated record.
CAAAGAUCGGCGGCUGCCCAGGCCUGGUGUGUGGUGGGGGGAGCGGGCAGCCAGCAGCUGACGGAGCUCGGACCGCAGACCAGACCACCAGACUCCAGGACAUGGCCCCGGACAGGGUCCCGCGGAGGGUGGGGGUGGUGGGCUACGGCCGUCUCGGACAGUCCCUGGUCUCCCACCUGCUGACUCAGGGGCCGGAACUGGGCCUAGAACUGGUUUUUGUCUGGAAUCGAGACCCGGGACGCCUGGUGGGGAAAGUGCCCCCGUCCCUGCAGCUGCAGAACCUCGCUGACCUUGGGGAGAGGCACCCCGACCUUGUGGUGGAAGUGGCCCAUCCCAAAAUAAUCCAGGAAUCUGGGGCACAGAUCCUGCGCCACGCCAACCUCCUGGUGGGGUCCCCCUCAGCGCUGGCUGACCAGGCCACAGAGCGGCAGCUCCUGGAGGCCUCCAAACGCUGGAACCACGCCGUGUUCGUGGCCCGGGGGGCCCUGUGGGGCACUGAGGACAUCAGCAGACUGGACGCGGCUGGGGGCCUCCAGAGCCUCCGUGUCACCAUGGCCACACAUCCCGAUGGCUUCCGGCUGGAGGGACCCCUGGCCGCCGCUCAGAGCACGGGGCCUCGCACUGUGCUCUACGAAGGCCCUGUGCGUGGGCUCUGCCCCUUUGCCCCCCGAAACUCCAACACCAUGGCGGCUGCCGCCCUGGCGGCCCCCAGCCUGGGGUUCGACCGCGUGAUCGGGGUGCUGGUGGCGGACCGCAGCCUCACGGACAUGCACGUGGUGGAUGUGGAGCUGAGCGGGCCCCCGGGCCCCACGGGACGACGCUUCGCUGUGCACACCCACCGGGAGAACCCCGCCGAGCCCGGCGCCGUCACGGGCUCUGCCACCGUCACCGCCUUCUGGCGCAGCCUCCUGGGCUGCAGCCAGCUCCCUUCCAGGCCCGGGAUCCACAUCUGCUGAGCCGUCUCCUCCCCAGGACAUCCUCGCCUCAUUACCUCCCCCCACCGCCCCUGCCGCCCCCGUGCAGCCGCUGCCCUGCCUCAGUUUCCCCGGACUCCCCCCUGUCUCAGUAAAGAUGCACAGCCUGGCUACCCUUCUGUGACGUCAC